This is a messenger RNA of Neurospora tetraspora, 1276 nucleotides long. RefSeq lists its product as uncharacterized. The record is from RefSeq and is a predicted model, not a curated record. NCBI's taxonomy places the organism in Eukaryota, Fungi, Ascomycota, Sordariomycetes, Sordariales, Sordariaceae. The coding region runs from base 90 to 1151 and encodes 353 amino acids. The transcript is spliced from 2 exons.
CUUCGGGGUCCACUUUCAUCUCGGCCAUUUUUGACCAAUCACACGCCACGCAUAUCAUCAACACCACCACAUCAACGACAACAAGGAAAAUGGAAACGAGGAUAUCACAGGACAGGACUGGGAAUAGGGAUGUGGAGGAGGGGUUUGAACAGUACCACAGCCAGACACAGACGACAACAACGAGUGGGAGCAAAGAAAGGCAAAGAUCUUCGUCAUCAGUCAAAGGAAAGUUGUUGACAGCACGAACGACACUGGGCAUCCUCUCGAUAAUACUGGCGGUAGCGAUCCUUGGAGUCGUCGGUUAUAUGGUGGGGAAGUAUGGGGAUAAAGGGUUUGCGCACGUUAGUUUUGUGUUUGUGGGGAUCACGGCAAUCUCCACCCUAAUCUGGCACCUCCUCGACUUCACCACCCUCCUCUGCCUCCGCGACCGUUUCCGCACCCUCUACCCCGGCGCCUACGUCGGCGUACACAUCUGCAUCUCCCUCGCCUGCAUCGCCACAAUGGGCUACGUCGGCAUCUGGGUGUCCACCGCCGACGAGGAAUCCGAUCGCGAUCUCGACCUCGAGCCCGACGCCGUCGCCGUGCCGCCUAUCGUCGAAGCGCUGGCCACCAAGUACCACACGGCUGGCAGGGGCCUGAGAGGCAGGAGAGGGAGAUUGUAUCGACUGGGGAUCACGUUACUGGUGGUGACGGUGAUGAUGUUGUUGAUUAAUUUUGUCCUGUCGAUACUGGCGUGUAGGGAGGUGCGGAGGAAGGACAGUGCGGUUAGGGAGCAGGACGGGGAGGGUGUGGAUCCGAGCGAUCCGGCGAGAUAUCGGAUUCCUGCUGCGGGACGGAGAACGCGGGCCCGUGCUGCACCACGACCACGGGUACCUGAGAACCAGUUCCCGGGGUAUGUGGUUACUGUCAACGAUGGACCGGUUUUUUCGAGGCCACCACCGGCGGCGAUGACGGGAGCUAUGCCGCCGAGGGGAGUCGAUUUGGGUGUUGAGAUAUCUGGGAGUCACGAGGAUGAGUGGGCGAUGAGGAGGGAUAGGAGUGGAAGCCCGACGGAUAUCGAUUUGACGCCGGUUAGUCCGGGGAGUAGUGAGAUGACGGAAGCCCUGACGGAGAAGGAUAGUGGGAUUGGGAUUGGGAGGUCUGGAAGGUGAGGCCGGAGAGAUCCAGCCGUCAAGAGUAAGACGGAAAGAAGGGCUGUACACAGUUUACACGCGGGUUUCUACGACGGGGUGUAUCUGGUCUAUCUGCACAUGGAGUAUGGUUUUGGGAGUAUGUA